This is a messenger RNA of Lolium perenne, 1007 nucleotides long. RefSeq lists its product as uncharacterized. The record is from RefSeq and is a predicted model, not a curated record. Gene Ontology annotation, molecular function: hydrolase activity. NCBI's taxonomy places the organism in Eukaryota, Viridiplantae, Streptophyta, Magnoliopsida, Poales, Poaceae.
UGGGCACAGGCACAGCGCAUCUGCUGCUCCGACGCUCCUCCUUCCUCUUGACCCCCUCUCCGCCCCUCCGCCGUAAUCCCGUGCUUUCCUCCCUUUUCCAGGUCCGAGCCGCCAUGGCCGCCGACGCCGCCAGCCAGUUCCAGAAGAUCCAGAUCCAGCGCGAGGACACGACCUUCGAUGCGUAUGUUGUUGGCAAAGAAAAUGCUCCUGGAGUUGUAGUUCUGCAAGAGUGGUGGGGGGUUGAUUAUGAGGUCAAGAAUCAUGCCAUCCAUAUUUCACAAAUUGGUGAUGGAUAUAGAGCACUUAUUCCAGAUUUAUACCGUGGGAAGGUUGCUUUGGAGGUAGCUGAAGCUCAACAUCUGAUGGAUGGUCUAGACUGGCAGGGUGCAAUAAAAGAUAUUCAGGCUUCAGUUAAAUGGCUCAAGGAAAAUGGAUCAUCCAAGGUUGGUGUUACUGGUUACUGCAUGGGGGGUGCUUUGGCAAUUGCAAGUGGAGUUUUGGUCCCAGAGGUUGAUGCUGUUGUUGCUUUCUAUGGGACGCCAUCUUCAGAGCUUGCUGAUCCUUCCAAGGCGCAGGCUCCUAUCCAGGCUCAUUUUGGGGAGCUUGACAGUUUUGUUGGGUUUGCAGAUGUGACUGCAGCCAAGUCAUUAGAGGAGAAGCUCAAGUCUGCUGGGGUAUCACAUGAAGUCCACAUAUACCCUGGAUGCUCCCAUGCCUUUAUGAACGCAUCGCCUGAGGCCCUCGAGAGAAGAAAAGGCAUGGGUUUGAAUGAUGAAAAUCAGGGAGCCAUUGACCUGGCAUGGUCCCGCUUCUCUACCUGGAUGGGUCGUUUCCUGUGAUCUGCAUGAGCCAUUAACGUAUUGUGUCUGAUGUAUAUAUCUGGAGUCAUCAGGUCACAACAAUAAAAUGUUGAGUACGACAUGCAGACAGUGUCCAAUCCAGACAGAUGUGCUUUUGUUAUACUAUGAGAACUCGUCAUGAUUUAAUGAGAACUUGUCAUGAUUUCA